Cephus cinctus (wheat stem sawfly) is the source of this 3865-nucleotide messenger RNA. RefSeq names its product protein decapentaplegic. The record is from RefSeq and is a predicted model, not a curated record. Gene Ontology annotation, biological process: SMAD protein signal transduction; BMP signaling pathway. Gene Ontology annotation, molecular function: cytokine activity; growth factor activity. Bases 861 to 2135 code for a protein of 424 amino acids. Gene Ontology annotation, cellular component: extracellular region. NCBI's taxonomy places the organism in Eukaryota, Metazoa, Arthropoda, Insecta, Hymenoptera, Cephidae. The transcript has 3 exons.
GGUGGGGAGGAUCGUUGGGAUCGGUCCUGGUUAUACACAAGGAACUUGUUCUCUCGCUCGUUCGCUGUGCAGUCGGUAGUCGCACUCAGUCGUACUCGAGCCCGGCUUAGGGAUAAACGUCCGUUGGUUCGUGCGUUCGUAGAUUCGUCUGCUCGCGGAGCGCAGUGACGGUCAAACCAUUGAGCACGACGCUUCGAUCUGAUCAUCACGAGUGAGCCAAGUGCUGUCUGUCACAUACGGUGCGUAUCGGUGUGAAACCUGGCCUGGCCGGAUUCCGUAUCGGAUCGGCUUACCGGUCUAUUUAUAUAAACGCGAGUGGAUAGUCGGAUAUACGACUAAAGUGGAGACGCAAAUGCAAAUUCAAAGUGCUUUUAUACGAUACUAAAGUACUUUAGUGUAUGCGAUGCGUUCGUAGAGAAGAACUCUACUGGUUUUUUCAAGUUUUAUCCGGGUUCCGGAGUCCUGAGCGGAAGUUACUCAGGAAAAGUAUACAUAAAGAAGGUCGUUCAACAAAAAUUAAAGAGAGAAUAAGAGAAGUUAGUUAAAAAGUGGGAGAGACAACAUAUAUGGGUAGAGAGAAGAUUGAAAAACGAGUGAGUGAGAAUAAGACAGAGUAGCGAAGAAGAGUGAGUCGGGUUGCGAGAGAAAUAGAGGACCGUGGAAGCUGAGGAAUUCUGCCUCCUUUUUUUCCUCUUUAUUUUAUACAAGUGCCAUCCCGUUUUGCGUUGUGAAUGGUGAGUGGUGGUGCCAAGUGGUAACAGUGAGAUUCCGUAGUGCAUGGACUCGCUGAGAUGCCGUGGCUGUUCAAUCUUCGGACUCUCGGCUAGCUAGGAGAGGCAGUGCCAGUGACUGACGUCACGAUGCGCAUGUUGCUGCUGCUGAGAUUGGUGUUAGCGGCAGCGGGUGUGCUGCUGGCGAGCGCAAAGGCAAACGCAAGGAUACACGUUAACGGAAACGCUAAUUCAAACGGAAGUGUAAACGUGAACGGGAACGCGGUGAAACGCCUUGGGCUCGAGGAUCGCGAACAGGCGAUCGCUGGCGUGGAGGCUAGUCUUCUCUCCCUGCUUGGAUUUGCUAAAAGGCCUAGACCUCAGGGCCCGUCUUACAUUCCGGACUCUCUGAAGAAGCUCUACGUACGACAGAACACCAUUGGCAUGGCCGACAUCGCAAGACCGGGUAUACAUGCCAGGUCGGCAAACACGGUUCGCUCUUUUACUCAUGUUGAGAGCAUACUGGACGAAAAGUUCCAGUCGCCACAUCGGUUUCGUCUGUCGUUCGACUUGAGCAGUAUACCCAGCGGGGAGACCCUGCAGGCAGCGCAGUUGAGUCUGUCGCAGAAAUCGGAGUCGGCCGGAGACGACGAGGCGAGACAUCUACGCAUCCUGGUGCACGACAUCGUGCGUCCUGGUGUCAAGGGACGGCACAAACCCAUCCUGCGGCUAAUUGACAGUAAGGUCGUGGAGAUCCGAAAGAAUUCAUCCGUAAGUCUGGACGUGCAUCCAGCGGUGGAGAGGUGGAUCCAGGACAGGACGAAUAACCAUGGGCUCCUGGUGCACGUCGUGAACGGCGAGAGGACGAGUAAGAAGCAGCAGAAGAAGGACAAGGAGAGUCUCGAGGCAGGAAAGUCGAGAGCGCUCGAGAGUGGUCACGUGAGAUUAAGAAGAAACGUGGAGGAAUCUAGCGACUCCUGGGCGAUGAAUCGGCCGAUGCUCUUCACCUACACAGACGACGGUAGGAACAAGAUGGCUUCCGCGAAGGAAAUAAUGGAACGGCGCGCGAGGAGAGCCGCACUAAGGAAAAAUCGUCGGAAGGAUGGACGGGAGAAUUGCAGACGGCAUCCGCUCUACGUGGACUUUGCGGACGUCGGGUGGAACGACUGGAUAGUGGCCCCGCCCGGAUACGACGCCUUCUAUUGCCACGGAGAUUGUCCGUUUCCUCUGGCGGAUCAUUUAAAUUCGACGAAUCAUGCGAUCGUCCAGAAUCUCGUUUACUCGACGAAUCCGGGCAUGGUACCGAAAGCGUGUUGCGUACCGACGGCACUGAGCUCCAUAUCGAUGCUGUACCUUGACGAGGAGAACAAGGUAGUGCUCAAGAAUUAUCAGGACAUGGCCGUCCUUGGAUGCGGUUGUCGUUGAAAUAGAAAUUCGAGUGUAUCGUUCGAAAGAGAACGGCAACAAAUUCAAUUCCUGAAACAGCCAUGCUGAUUGAACGAACAGCCAUACAAGCUAUCCAGUCGAGCAGCAACCGAGAAGGCAGACAAGCUGACAAGCAAGCAGAGUUGUGCCGUGGCGUGUUGAAAUAGAUUGGAAUGGAUUGGAAUAAGUACGUGCUAGCAGCUAUCCCUACCCACUUCAUCACUCUAUCCUCUCUGACUCGUUAAAGCGAGCCAGAGAGCGAGCGAGUCUGCGACGCUGCCGCAUUCUCUACAGUUUCAGUAAUCAACAAACUCGGCAGCCUGUGAACUAAGAGCGCUGCGUGUGCGUGAUAGGCAAGCCAAACCUCCUUGGAUGCGUAUAAUUUAUUAAUAAGGUUGUAGAGGAGAGAAGCAUCGGAGAAGGAUGUAAGGAGAAGAAGAAGAAGAAGAAGAAGAAGAAGAAGAAGAAGAAGAAGGUUGUAGAGAGAAACCGGUAUAAAUUUAUGUAGCAGCGUCCACAGGUGCUAUUUGUCCAUGGCGACGUAGAAGACACAUCCAGAGAGUUCGACAGAUAUUCGUCCUGCCUUCCGACGAAAACUUGCCUAGGUCUACCUCUUGCUGUGUAAACUAGCCCCAGCCCCCCUGGCUUCCUCUCUGCUGUCCCGCUCGCGUCCCAAGAAACAUGAGUCAACCAUCGCGACUCCAGGACCUCGGCGCUGCAAUGGCACCUGGACCAAUGAUGAACUAAUGCAAAAGGAUCGCCGAACUCCUCAGCCCCUCGUCGCGACUCUCGUCGACUCGAAUGACGAUCUCCACGAGGAAAAAUUAUUCUACCAAGUCGUCGCAGUAAGAACGCGUUCCGCUUGCGUCACUAACAGUCUCGACAACAACCGAGUAUAUGUGUAUAAGCGGUAAAUCGGUAAUUUUCCGAUUCCACUGCGCCGUUCUUGGACGACGACGGGCGCUUUGCGCGCAUGUACGCGACGCAUGGCUCUGCAAUCGGUGGAGGUAUAUUGAGAAAAAGAGAACGUAUCAUUGAGAAGUUGGUGGUGGUUGUGUUCCUGCUCCUGUUGCUGUUGGUGAUAGUGAUCGUGAUGGUGGUAACGACGAUGGGCGUUAAGAGGAGAAGCUCAUGCACGAGAAGGUGGGACUUGAUGUAAUGUGCGUGCGUGCGUUGGCCGUUGAGAGGAGGUGAAGAUGCAUGUGCGUGUACAAGAGGAGGAGAAAAGGCUAAGAUAGAUGUAAUGACAGUGGAUAUGACGAUGGGGAAUGAGAGUGAUGAUGAUGACAGACAAGGAAACUGAUGGAUUGUCAAUUUUCGAAUUGAUUUAAUAGAUAAUACGGCAGCGAACCAGUUUACACUGUGUUUAGGGAUAGUUUUGUUCUGGGACGGCAGGGGAGUUUUGUCCCCUUUUAUUUGACAUGACCCAGUCAUAGAGACGAUUAAUGUAUUUAUGUGAUUACCCCAAUUUUCCUUUACACAUGCACACACACACAUACACGUACACACCACGUAUAAAUAUUAAACAUAAAACGUACCUGCUUAAGGAUUACUAUUUAUUUUUGCAGACAGAAUUAAUGCGCGUGUGUAUAUUUGUACAAAAGUUUUGUUUAUAAUAGCGUAUCCCUGAUGUAAAAUGUGUGUAUAGAUAGUUAUGUAAACUUUGUAAAUAAUACCUUUGUAAUAUACCGCUAUAUAUGUAUAUUUUAAUGUAUUGAUAUUUACCAUUA